This is a messenger RNA of Vombatus ursinus (common wombat), 2238 nucleotides long. RefSeq names its product heat shock protein family B (small) member 8 (gene HSPB8). NCBI's taxonomy places the organism in Eukaryota, Metazoa, Chordata, Mammalia, Diprotodontia, Vombatidae. Gene Ontology annotation, molecular function: protein homodimerization activity. Gene Ontology annotation, biological process: cellular response to unfolded protein. Gene Ontology annotation, cellular component: nucleus; protein folding chaperone complex; cytoplasm. The transcript is spliced from 3 exons. The coding region runs from base 744 to 1346 and encodes 200 amino acids. The record is from RefSeq and is a predicted model, not a curated record.
GGGGCGUCUAAACUUGGAUAGCCCCUCAUUCCCAGCUCCCCUGGGAGGGCAGUCAGCUGUCCCAAUCGCAUUGCUCAGGAGGGUAGCUCAUCGGCUCCAAAACACAGCCUGACAAGGGGAGAUUGCAAAAGCUCCCUGCCUCCCCACCCCCACUCCUGGCCAGCAUCAAAGGACAUAUAAGCGGAGGCGCCCUGCCCAGCCCUGGAGAACACGAGAAGUUUCUGGGCGCUGAUGUUUAUUUAAGCCGCUGCCUGGGCUCGGAGAAAAGGACAGAAGAGAGAGACAGGCGGCCCCAAAGGGUGCUGGUGCCGACCUCUGCUUGCCUGCCUGGUCUCCAGAGAGAAUCCACCCCAGGUCUGAAGUGGGGGCUGGGCACUUCUGCCAUCCGCAAGCCACUGGGCACUCACUGAUCUCUCCCCUCCCUUUGUCCUCCUUCCCUUGCCUGGAUUUAAAUCCCUUGGAGAGUUUUGGCAAGGGGAGGGCAUAUCUGGAGGGAUUCCUGUCGCUCCGGUUUGGCAUCCCUAUCCUCCCCCAGGGCUGAGACAGCCUCUCUGAGGGAGAACUCUGGUUUUGGGGAGGGGCCUUGGAUGGUUAUUUGCUGAGAAGCCACACAGGGAGCCAGAGGCAGGUCCAGAAGAGUCAACUGGUAACUGCUGUCCUGGGCCCAUAGUGCCCAGCUAGGGCUCUUGCCACUGUUUGGGAGUCGGAGGAGGGCCACUCUGCCCUGACCCACGCCUGCAGCCAUGGCCGACGGCCAAAUGCCUUUUUCUUGCACCUACCCUUCUUCCCGCCUGAGGAGAGACCCUUUCAGGGAGUCAGGCCUGUCUACCCGCUUGCUGGACGACGAUUUUGGCAUGGCCCCCUUCCCGGACGACCUGACUGCAGACUGGCCCGACUGGGCCCGCCCCAGACUGUCCCCAUGGCCAGGCACCCUAAGGGCAGGCAUGACUCCCCUGGUCCCCAGCAUGGCCCCUCCAGUCUAUGGGGCCAGGUAUGGGCCUGUUGAAAACCGCAGCCCACCCCCCUGCCCUGGGGAGCCUUGGAAGGUCUGUGUCAAUGUGCAUAGCUACAAGCCAGAGGAGCUGACUGUUAAAACCAAGGAUGGCUUUGUGGAGGUAUCAGGCAGACAUGAAGAAAAGCAACAAGAAGGGGGAAUUGUUUCCAAAAACUUCACAAAGAAAAUCCAACUCCCCGCUGAGGUGGACCCCGUGACAGUAUUUGCUUCCCUCUCCCCUGAGGGUCUGCUGAUCAUCGAAGCCCCCCAGGUGCCUCCUUACUCUGCAUUUGGAGACAGCAGCUUAGGUAAUGAGCUGCCCAUGGACAACCACGAAGUCACCUGUGCUUGAAGAGGCCUGCAGAAGAAGAGUUCUCCUUCUCUUCCUCUCCUUUCCCUCCCCCAGACCCAAGAGAUUUCUCUCUGAUUCCAGAUGCAAUUACAUUAGCUCAAUAGAGAUGUAUGUUGGAUAGAGAAGAUUGUUUUUCUGCUUUUGCGAUUGAGUGGGCCUCCCAUCUGGAAGCAUCCUUACCCAGAGUGCCUACCUACUGAUUCCUGUCCUGCCCUGUCCUGAGGAGGUCUGGCCCUCAGCUUCUCCCAGUGCAGAGAGCCGGCCCUGCACCACACUGGGCCGGCCAGUGACAACAGCGCAGCUGCUUGCUCCCAAACCUUGUACCCCUUUUCCCACGACCCAAAGCCAAGCCCAGAAAAAUCCCAAGGGCUUAUUCCCUGGCUGCUCACUUGUCCCUUCUGUGUCCCUACAGGCCACUUGCCAUCCCCCAGCCUCACAAAGAUAAUUUUUUAGAGGUCUUACAUGCAUUAAGUGUUUAUUUGUAUAUCAGACCUAAGUAGGGGGUGCCUUUUUUUUUGUUCAUAUUUGCUUUAAGUUAAUUAGAUAUUUAUGGAGAUGGGCCUGAAUGGGGGAUUUUAGGACCCCCUCUAGUCAUUUGCUGGCUAACUCUAUCUUUGACCCCCUCCUCUGUCUAGUCCCCCCCCCCAUUUUUUUUCCAGGUCCAGGUUUUCCCAAGAGGGAAUUGCCAGGUUUGGAUCUUGCUCUCCGGAGCUGCCAGGAACCAAGUACCAGCCAGACAGACAGAACUGACAAAGACAGGCUGGGAACUUUCCACAAUGUGACAAUGUCAUGUGCUUGGGUGGGAACAUUUCUGUAUUGUGCUGGAUUUUGUUUUGUUGUUUUUUUUCCAGUUGUGCUCUUGUUUGAGGGGAAAAUAACUUUAUGAAUAAUA